AUGGACGCCAUGAGUGCUGCUCCUGGACGCUUUGAUAUGCUCUUGACGGAGCUAGCACAGCAACAUGGUAGCGUUGAGUCCUUGAUGGAUUCAUUUUUUGACUUUCUAUACCGCAAAACGGACUUUUACGUGGUCUCCAAGGACCCAGAGAGACACAAGAUGGGAUUUUUACCUGGUCAAGCACAGGAAAAAGUGCUGAAAGCCUUUCAGAAGUACCCAAUGAAGAUUCUGGAUGGAAAUAAUAGCUACAAUAUGAUUGCCAAGAAGAACGCUGCGACAAUUGACCAAGUUGUAUCUGCUGCAAGUUCAAUUAAAGCUUCUUGUGGUGCUAAAAAUGAACCGAAGCUUACGGACGAGGGCAAACAAUUUCCUGUGGGUAAUGGAGGACGAGCAGGAACUUUUACAUGGACGCAGACUUUGGAGGAAGUUUCAAUUCAGAUGGAGUUAGUACAAGGCACUCAAGCAAAGGACUUGGACUGUCGGAUUACAUCUACGCACCUGUAUGUGGCAUUGAAAAGCAACACGAUCAAGCCACUUCUGGAAGGAGAGUUUCCAGAACAAAUCCGUGUGGACGAGAGCAUUUGGUCGCUAGAGAGCAACCAUACACUUCUCAUCAUUCUAGAGAAGACCAAACCGACGUGGUGGGCUAGUGCACUGAAAGGAGAACCAGAGAUUGACACGAACCAAGUAGAUUAUCGAAGGAGUAUUUACGAGUACGAUGAAGUCACACAAGGUGCUAUCAGAAAAGCUGUAUACGACCAACGUCAAUACCAGUCGAACGGUAGAGUGCCACUUACACCAGAGGAGCAAAUGUUGGAGACAGCAAAGGACUUGCCUGGCUCUCCUUUUCUGUCGUCAACACAAUAA
Messenger RNA from Peronospora farinosa, 867 nucleotides. Lineage: Eukaryota; Oomycota; Peronosporomycetes; Peronosporales; Peronosporaceae. The record is from the annotation of a GenBank genome assembly.